CGUUUUAGCAAGCAGUUAGCAAAAGCAUGGCAUUUGAGAUUUGAUUUUUGUUAAUCGAAGGCAGCCAUAUUACGGCGCCCUCUACUCUAUUUGCGGUUUUCUGUGGGUGUUGCAAGAAGCCAGGCUUGGAACAGCACAACGACCCAAGCGGUGGAUUUAAACGAAAACAGCGACCUGCUCGCGCGAGAACACGAGCUACACGAGCACGAGCGCGUCUUUUCUUGUUGGGCGUGGCCAGUGAAAUGAGCGCACCGCUGCAACCAGCAGCCUCGGACAUCCGGAGCUUCACCUCGCACCACAAGACCAUGUCGACCACAGAGGUCGAUGCGGUGCAUCCACUUGCGAAGUCUCUGCUGAGCCAAGGAAGGCGCCCUGCGCUGUCUGACCUAGUGAACAACGGUUGCUCUGCUGGCGCUCCCAGCGAAAAGACAAGCAGCGUGGACCAAAAGCCGUCACCAACAGGCUGCUCCAGCGAUGGGACCAAGCUGCGCCCUGUGGAAGUUCACAGUGCCACCGCGCGAACAUGCCUGAACGUCCCAAGUCCCGAACCGGUUGCGCCCAGUCCAGAGGACAUUGCUCAGAGUCCCGAAGAGAAAGCUGGGAACCUCUCCAUGGAAGUGAUGCACACCAAGCUUGACUGCUCGGAUGAGCUAUACGUGCUGUCGGACGAAUCGUCCCUGGCUGUGGCAGAUGAUGCUCCGGAGGACAGCUUACUGUCGUCCCUCACUGCGCCUGGCACGGAUCAUCUUGUUCAAGGAGUUCCAGACCACUUGGAGCUCGAGCCCGUGAAGGACUGCUGCGAAACACCCGAAUUUCUUGAACCAGUCCCGGACGUGCCGGUCCCAGAGUUGGAACUCAGUGCGGAUGAGUCUUCCGACCCCGAUGAAGAGUCUGGCAUAGAAACCAUGCACCUGUGUGACGAUGAAGAGGGCUUAGACGAGCUGCCAGACGAGUUCAAACUGGACGACAAGCUUUUCGAGGUGUUUAGGAACGUGUGCGGCGUAAGGUUGCACCAGAAGCGCAGCGUGCCGGUCAUCCCAUCAACGCCCCCGCCGUUUGCAGCUUCACCUACUCUGGAUCUGGGCUACUUUGAAGAUGACUUUGUGGACCUCAACACCAUCGAAAAGCCUAUACAAGACGAGCUUCAGUACGUGCCACUGGACUGACCGAGCGCCACCGAAGACCUUGUAACCAUGACUUGCAGUCCAUGUUGGCACCUGAUUGACUCAGCAGUGCCGAGUGUGCUCAGUUUUUAAGACCUUUUUUCUUCUUAGAGUGCAGGUAGGAAAGGACAGCACAUAAUCUGAACUUCCUCAAUUCUGUGUGGCUGCUUCACUAAAAAAAACCCAUAAAUGUGGGAUCUCAGAUUAUGUGUUGGGCCUGCCGACAAGUUUCUGGCACAGCAUUCAGGCUUUCGGAAUGCACCUGUAUAGGCUGUAAAUAAAAUACUCUUCUAAACACCAAAGCAAUGUAUUUGAACCAGAGUUGCUAGUGUGGCUGAUGUGGCCCAACUCUUUGCCCCCCUUUGCCCAGACUCCACAACCUCAUCGCUGAAGGUAUAAAGAAACCUAGUGUUCAAAGCUUACAUGGUUUGAAACGAAAUUUCCCAGCAAUAACGCAUUCUUUAUGCAUUGUUUCCUGACCUCUGCUUGCAUUCCUGCAAGUGCUAAGCAGGGCUUGGGCCUUUUAACUCGAUAGUGGAAGAAAAGAGAUGGUUCACUGUUGCUGGGGUGUGCUGUUGGCAUGAGCACUGUGCUGCCUUUUCAUCCACUUGAAUUUAUUUUAUUAUAAGUACGACCAUGUAAUUGUAUAGUUUCUAUUCAAUUAAAGAAACGUCCUUGGCA
Molecule: messenger RNA, 1844 nt
Organism: Dermacentor silvarum
Lineage: Eukaryota; Metazoa; Arthropoda; Arachnida; Ixodida; Ixodidae
Exons: 10
Coding region: 243-1166 (307 amino acids)
Source: RefSeq, a predicted model, not a curated record